UCAGGUCUGCUAUUCCUAAAUCCCUCGCGCGGCCAGUCGAUUCUGGAGAGCAGCUGAUCACCUGCAGCAAGAGGGCGGACGGCACAUUUUACGACUGCAACGAAAAGGAUUUCAAGGGAUGCAUGUUUGCUUUCUCUAAGUGAAGUCGGAUACAAAUUGUCUAAAGGAGCACAAUUAGUAAAUGAGAAAUUGCAAUCGAACAUCGGCAUCCUCACGCGGUUGAGGCCAAAUUGAUUAGGAAUUGAGGAUAGCACAAGCAGCAUUUUUUCUGCGUAAUUCGCAGCAAGAAUUCAGAUUUCACACGGACACCAUACGGUGUGACUACGCAUUAUGCGUAGGAAUCGAUCGCAAAACAUUCCCUGGAUCCUAUUUCGGCGUUGAGAAGGUAAAUACUGUCAGUGACUACAGAUGAUCACAGGUCCCCCCUCCCCAACAGUACAGAGGCUAUCAGGCUAAUGGUAGCCGCUAUGAGUCGGGCGAAGAGCGAGAGACCAAACCCGGAGGAUUUCGGACAGAUGGAAUAGAAAGAAUGCUGCUCUCUCAAAAUGCAUCACAGUAGACGGAUAACAAGCUGACUCCAAACAAAUAUACAGCAAACUUUCAGCGCAGACAUGACGCUGGGGUUUAAAUAAGAUGUUUUAAACUGUCCAAGAACUGACAAAAUGCAUGUGCAAACUGAUCAGCUGGAUUGUUGAAAUGACUUGGUCGGCGCUGACGCUGUCUGAUGGCUCAAACUGCACAAUAGCCAAAUGGCAUUUUAUUUUGCGCCGACUUGACGUUUGGACCUCCAAUAUUGGAUCAGUUGUCUAGCUAGAAGUUCGGAUGAAAGUAAACAACUGGUGCAAUGUCAAACUACAUGGUCCGGAGCGUAAUGUACUAUUCGUGCUGAAGCGUAUGGGUCCUGCGUACUCAAGCUCCCGACUCCCACACAAAAAGGAUUGUCUCUGUUGCGGGGGGUGCAGUGCAGUAGCUGUCACAGCUCCACAUCUGGCUACUGACUGGAUAGUUAACUAGCUAGCUAGCUAACUGUUUUUCCUCUUGGGAAGCUAGUGAGGUUGAAUGAGUUUCUGCAUCAUUCGAGAGAAAGAUUGCUUUGUGAAAUCACCUCGGUGGUUAUCGUGUUCCGAAGAAGGGACCUGUAUUUUGGACAAUAUCUGAGGUUCAUAGCUGUCUUCUUAGCGAAAACACAUAAGGACUUUGCGUAAAUCACGUUUUUUUAAAGGCAAAGAUAGGGUGACAUUGCAGUCUCAUCAUAUUGGAUUUAACGUCGCCCGACAAAAAAAGUGAAAGUGGGGCAUUGUCCGUCACACGUAUUAACGCAGUGGGAUUUGUACGUCUGGUCGGCGUUUCCCCCCACCCUUCCCUUGGUGACGGUGAUGGGUCGGAAGCGGUGUGUCGGUGCAGAUUGUUCCAAGAUGGCGGCCGGGUGCUGCGGGGUGAAGAAGCAGAAGCUGUCGGGAUCCCCCGGGUCGGGGGGUCCUGGCGGGGUGGGGGCGGGAAACGGAGUGGCAGGGACCGGACAUUGUGGAUCGGACUUGGGGAUUGGUUCCUCCUCGACUGUGGCGGCAGGGAACAUGAAUCGAGUGAACGGCCUGGGGUGUCCUGGGGGUAGUAGUAGUAGCACCAACGCAUUGUCCCCAACCCCGGGAGGCUACAACUCAACUGGCCUCUCCCCGAAUCUAAGCCCGGGAUCUGGUUCGGGAAGUGGAGGCAGGAAGAUGGUUGUUUCGGCGGAGAUGUGCUGCUUCUGUUUCGACGUGCUUUAUUGCCAUCUGUAUGGAUACCAACCUCCCCGAACACCUAGGUUUACAAACGAUUCCUACCCGCUGUUUGUCACAUGGAAAAUAGGCAGAGACAAGCGUUUGAGGGGAUGUAUAGGUACAUUUUCUGCCAUGAACCUCCACCCAGGACUCAGGGAGUACACCCUUACCAGUGCCCUUAAAGACAGCCGCUUUCCCCCCGUGACGAGGGACGAGCUGCCACGCCUCUUCUGCUCGGUGUCUCUGCUCACCAACUUCGAGGACGUCGGUGAUUACCUUGACUGGGAGGUGGGUGUUCAUGGCAUUAGGAUAGAGUUUUUCAAUGAAAAAGGAUCAAAGCGCACCGCCACCUACCUACCAGAGGUCGCAAAAGAGCAAGGAUGGGACCACAUUCAGACCAUAGAUUCCUUACUACGAAAGGGAGGCUACAAAGCUCCCAUCACAAAUGACUUCAGGAAGACCAUUAAGUUGACCAGGUACCGUAGCGAGAAGAUGACAAUGAGCUAUGCUGAGUACAUUGCCCACCGCCAGCACCAUCACUACCAGAACGGCACCGGGCACCCUCUACCCCCAUACAACCAUUAUUCCUGACAGCGAGCCGCAUGACCAAUCACUGGACCUCUCUGCCGACCUUUUCCCAGGAGAGCCCGCCCCCUCCUGGUCUAGCUAUCUCUACUACUGUACCAUUUUAUGAUGAUAGUUUCCGUUGCCAUGCUGACGCUCUCCCAGACGUUGACGUGGCAACGGGUGGCAAAAUGAGCAUCAAUUGAUGAUGACGAGAAAAAACUAAAAUCUUUUAUUUUUAUCCUCCUAUUGAUUUAGUUUUUGCAGCAUAUAUAUCAAUAUCUAUAACCCCUUUAGUUUUUAUUUUUGUUCACAAAUACUCGAUUUUCCUAAAUGUAUUAUUUUCAAACAAUCCUAAUCAGGCUUUUGAUUCUGUGGAUGGAAGCAAGUCAUAUAUAUGGUGAAUUCGUAAUGCAUAAAGGUAUAGGCUCAUAUUUUGUGUAGGCUUAGCUACAGUGUCCCAUCUAUUAGGGACAUGUUUAUCUGUUUCUGUUGAAUCCUUUCUUAGUAGCCAGCUUGGCAUUAUGUGUGUCAUGUGGCAAGCCAACAGCCGUUCUGGAAGACUCAAUCUUUUCCUCAAUUUUGCGAUUCUUCUCAAGAAAUGGACUAAUGUUGGUUUGGCCUUUGUAACCCGUUGUAGUGCUGUAGAUUGUAGGGUUGUGAUGCCACGCCACUAGUACUUGCUUGCUGGUCUUUUUUAUUACAUUACCCCACACGUGUUUGCUUUUCUGUGUGUGGUUAGAAGUUUGUUGUUAAGUUCACAUCCGACAGGAGAUUGAAACCGCUGUAUUAAAUUAGGAUCAUGGCAAAAUAUUUGACAGAGACGUUCAUUUCCACCCCUGAGUGUUUUGUAAUGAAACCUGCAAAACUUGAAUUGAAUUUGUUCGGCUCCAGCUCAGAUAUUUUCGCCCGCUCUUCUUUCCAACUUGAGAAAUGUAUGGAGGAAGCCAUUUUAGCAUGAUCAUGGCUGCGUCAAAGGAGGUAAUCUGUCCCUUGUCUCUGUGAAGCAGGCCGCUAGUGAAAGUGAUCCAUAGGGCUGGAGGGUGUGAUAGGGUUGGAGAGUUGACUGCAGGGCUGGAGGGUGUGAUAGGGUUGGAGAGUUGACUGCAGGGCUGGAGGGUGUGAUAGGGUUGGAGAGUUGACUGCAGGGCUGGAGGGUGUGAUAGGGUUGGAGAGUUGACUGCAGGGUGUGAUAGGGUUGGAGAGUUGACUGCAGGGUGUGAUAGGGUUGGAGAGUUGACUGCAGGGCUGGAGGUUGUGAUAGGGUUGGAGAGUUGACUGCAGGGCUGCAGGGUGUGAUAGGGUUGGAGAGUUGACUGCAGGGCUGGAGGGUGUGAUAGGGUUGGAGAGUUGAUUGCAGGGCUGGAGGGUGUGAUAGGGUUGGAGAGUUGACUGCAGGGCUGGAGGGUGUGAUAGGGUUGGAGAGUUGACUGCAGGGUGUGAUAGGGUUGGAGAGUUGACUGCAGGGUGUGAUAGGGUUGGAGAGUUGACUGCAGGGCUGGAGGUUGUGAUAGGGUUGGAGAGUUGACUGCAGGGCUGGAGGGUGUGAUAGGGUUGGAGAGUUGACUGCAGGGCUGGAGGGUGUGAUAGGGUUGGAGAGUUGACUGCAGGGCUGGAGGUUGUGAUAGGGUUGGAGAGUUGACUGCAGGGCUGGAGGUUGUGAUAGGGUUGGAGAGUUGACUGCAGGGCUGGAGGGUGUGAUAGGGUUGGAGAGUUGACUGCAGGGCUGGAGGUUGUGAUAGGGUUGGAGAGUUGACUGCAGGGCUGGAGGUUGUGAUAGGGUUGGAGAGUUGACUGCAGGGCUGGAGGUUGUGAUAGGGUUGGAGAGUUGACUGCAGGGCUGGAGGUUGUAAUAGGGUUGGAGAGUUGACUGCAGAGCACAUUGUCCUCUCAUUCAUUGUCCUCUGAGAAAAAUACCGUCAUCCUGUUAUUUCAUGCUAGUUGGUUUGAGAGGAAAAACCAAUGAAGGAGACUUGCGUCUAGUGACAGGUAUAUGCUAAAACUACUUAAAGCCAUAUUCUGUUUUUAAUGCAUGUGGUUGUUUUGUACGCUUGAGAUGUUUGCUCCCCCCCCACCCCUCUUAUCUGUAACCUCUGUGUUUACUUCCUCUACGAGUUUACUUUAUUCUGGUGGCUUUGGUCCCAAAAGUUGGGUUUCCUCUCAAAGUUUGUGUUUUGGUCCUGGUUAGGAAUCUGGGCCUGUAAGACAUUAUCUGGACUUACUCAGUUAGCAUGGGUUAGCAUCAGGGGUGUAUUUAUUAGUCGGAGUCUGUUGCAAAAUGUUUUGCAAUGAAACCUGUUUACUGUUUUGUUCCUAGAGUAAACAGGGAAAAUGGAACGAAACGGAGAGGACUACCUGAAUUUGUACAAUAGAAACUCAUUUUCAUUGAUAAACGUUUUACAUUUGCAACGGAAUCCGGCUGAUGAAUACACACCAGCGUUUGAACUCCUUUGUGCUGUUUGUUAGUCCUCAUCACCUCCUCUGCUUUUAUACCAUUUUAACUGAAGCUUGUGGCCACAAUGACAAAUAAUGAAACUUGAUGUAGGCCUAAUCAAUGUUUACAUCCACAUUUGACAUUACAUGCUUGAUGACUGACGGAUGCCAUAGUUGUACACUUUCACGUGCUCUCGUCAAAACGCUAUGAGAUCUUGUGGAGGCUUCUGGGGAUAGCAUCUAGCUAACCUUAAACCCUUGGAACUGGUCAUCGUCGGUUGAUUUGUUCAAAUCCGUUAUUUCCUCAUGACAUGCUGCUGUUUGUUGAGGUGCUUGCCGUUUUCAGGACCAGUUGCUCCCCAUCUCUGUGCCACUAGAAACCAUGCAUGGGUGUUGGUGUGUCUUGUCAGCUGUUUUGGCAGAUUGGUGAGCUGGUUGAAACGGAUGCAGAGGAAACUGACAAAGAGUGGUCAAGCUGCAUUCAAACCCUACAUAAAGAGCCAGGGAUUUCAAGUAACCAGUUAGUCAAUGUCCUCUUCAAGUGUUCCUUUUAGUCAGUCACAUCCAUGCCCAGUAGUUGGUAUGUUUUAUCAAGUGUAGUUAAUGGAUUAGCUAAUGAUCUCUGUGUCGUGUACAAAAGAACGAACAUAUUUUUUUAAACAUCUUUUACCAACUGACAGUAGGGUUAAUCCUUUUUAUUUUAUUUUUAUAUGCAAAAUGUUAAGGGCUUUUGGAAUUCCAUCCACAGUAACCCGAAAUGACCCAGAUUUCAGUUGUGUUGAUUUAAUAAAUGAUGGACCAGUAAAAUGGUGCCCUGAGUAUUCCUCUGUCCUGUACUGUCUAACACUGACCUCAACCUACAGAGCAGUGACAAGCCUUUAAAACCUGAUUCACCCAUUCACCUUCAGAUAGACACAUUGUAGCGGGAGGCAGAUGGGAACCUUUCUUAUAAUCAUACCAGGACAUUAGAAACCCCCAGCUUACUUCAUUAAUCUAGCCUAUUGUAGAAGGGGUUUGUCCACAGACAUGCUUGGUUUAGAUGUUAUUGUGGUAAUGGUCUAUCUAUCCUGUUCUCUGUGCUUCCCUGCUCAGAUAUUGGAUGGCAUUUCCUUCAUAUUAUCCUCUUGUGGUCAGGGAAAUGCUGCUCAACAACAUUGACAAGACAAAGGAGGCCUGGGUAAAGAGAUAUAUUGGCCUAGUAGUUUGUCAUAAAAACAGUUUUCAGAGAACUGCGGGACAAGCUAUCCCUGUUGAUGAACAAUCGGGUACCCAUUUUCUGGUCCAUUCAAUACAGCACAACCUGAAUACUUUUCUGCUGCAAAAUCAAGUCUACCAUUCUCUUUUACAUACUUGCCGAUAUAUGUAUACACAAAUGCAGUCCAUUCUGUUGCAUGUGUGUAUAAAACAUACAGUAUGGUUUAAUCCCUGACAUCGAAGGCUUAGAGACUUGUAUAAAUCAUCAAAAAUAAAUAAAAUGGUGCUAUUGGACCUCAUGUUGGGGCGGUCGCGAGUUUCGUGACUGGUCAUGCGGACUCAUCGAUCAUAUCCGACUUAUUAUCCUUGAUAUAUGCAGAUCUGUUCAACAGGUGUUUUUUCCUACCAGUGUAAGUCAACACCCUGCAGGUUUGAAAGGACAAGAAGUCACUACUAAUCCCCCUCCCCCCAACUCCCUGCCUCAUGGCCUGGGGGUUAAAGGUAUAGUCUGUCGUUCAGUAGAUCGUGGCAUCAGAAGGGGACAUUCUCUCCUGGACUGGGACAGUAAAGAGUUGGAGUAAAAGGGGUCUAUCGCCCCUCCUCUCCAGCCUCCCAUCGUAGGCCCCUUUCCCUGUCCAGCCCACGAUUGGAUGUUCCUCUUAGAAGCACACCCAUAACACUUCAUGUUUUACUCUGUUAAAUUGUGAGUUUUUAUAGCUGUCCUGUAUCAUUUACUCAUCCAUGGAGUUGAUUAUCAGCUUUAAGGUCAUCUGACAGAAGGCUCUCACUCAACUCUGGCUCUUACAAACUCCCUCAAAGGAAGUCGUGCUUCUCAUGUAAUAUUGUCAUUCAUGUAGCCCUCUAUAACAGUGGUUUCUUUAAGCUGGACAUGAGGGUGGGUUUAGUUGGCAGGUUUAGUGAGCCAGAUGAGUGAUUGCUGAUGUCAUCAGGAUGCUCACAUAAUUAUUGUAUGACAUUUGACUUGGACAAUUCGUUGCCAUUCAUGAAUCACUCUUCCGUAUGACCGUAAGUAUAUCAUGUUACGUAAUUUUAACAUGGAAAUGACUGAACGUAAAGGUUCAUGAAUAUCAAUAAAUCUCAGUCAAAUGUGAUGUGAUUUUCCUGGUGUCCUUCAAAAGAUUAUUCUGACUGCUAAUUAGCAGUUAGUUUAAACACACCUCUGCCCAUGGACGAGUGACCAUUGUUCAUACUAACACAACUGGGAUAAUGUGUAAAGACAAUGUCAUUUGGUUCCAUUGCCCGGUUUAGCCCCUGCAUCCCUUGUAUGUGUACCGGUAUGCAUAUAUUUUUGUGGAAUGCUUAAGCUCCUAUUACCUUUGUAUGUUCAACUGAACCAAAGAUGCCUCUGGCCCAUAGAGAUGUAUAGAGAUCAUAACAUGGAAGUAACCUGUUUUUGCAUGGAUGUUUAGGGCUUCCUCCUUUUUAAAAUGGUCAACUGGGUGGGGAUUCCUAUGGGUUGGGAGUGAUCGACCAAUGAGCAGAGCAUUGUUUUCUUCAAAUUAGUUUGUCUAGUUUGUAAUUGGCUUUAAGCUAUAUGGCUGCCAUCUAGCGGCCACAAUAAAUUGAACACAAUUUGGUUCAAGACUCCAUCACUGCAGGUGGUAGUAAGUCACCAAUGUUAGCUUUACACUUUUUUCAAACAUCAAAAGAAGAAGAAAAUGGACUACUUUAAAAUGGAGAAAGCCUCAAUGGCACUGCGCGUGCUGUCACAGACGCCAUAAUGGCACAGAUACAACGUAGCGAUCUCUAUACAUCUCUAUGUUUUGGCCAAGUCCAAAUGCUGCUCUUCAGGCCUGGCUUCCUGUCCUUCCAAAAAACACCCCUGCAAGAGACAAAAUGUUAUUUUUUCCCGUCUGUUUUUUUAAAUCUGUUUUUUUUGUACAAUUUCUAACUUGUCUUUUUGAUUUCUUUAGCAACCUCUUAUUCAAUGAAUUUCAUUGAUUAUGUCUGAAGCCUUACCCGGCAUCAAGGAUAGUGAAAUUACUUGGUUGCACACAAUUUUUUAUUUUGUUGUCGUCACUUGUAUUUUCAUUAUUUACAUUUUUUCAACAACAAAAAACCCCCCAUAGCGUGCCUCCUAGAUGUAUGGGUUUCUGUGUUUCUUUCCUAAAGACCAGCAGUUAUACUUUAUAUAAAAGAUGAGUUUGUCCUUGUUUUUUAUGCCGUUAAAGUUGAAAAAAGACCUCUUUUCUUUACUCUGGACCCAGUAGCUGCACUGGUAUACAAUCGCACUAAUAGAUAAACAAAAUAAAAUAAAUGAAUCAAUAAUAAAUGAAAUAAGAACUACAAUAAACUUGUGUUUGGAACUUUUAUAAGAUUUACUAAAAUAAAAGAAAUUACUGUUUUUGUACAUCAAAAUCUAUUAUUUUCCCCAAAACUAUUUUGGAUCUAGUUUAAAUUAUUUUAGUGGUUUUCUAUGUUCUGAAAAUGUGAGCCACAGAGUUGUGCGACGUGUCGCUGUGCAGAGUAACUGUCUCUGCUGUGGUGGCAUGACGGGCCACGGGGUUGCCUGGUGUAACCCCUCACACCCACCUUUUAUUUCUUCUACUUUUCAUUUUUGGUUCCGUCUCUUUCUCUGCUUUAGUAACUUAAAUGUUGAUGGAAUAAUAUGAACUGGGGGGACGGGGGGGGACGGGACUCCUUUAGAGCUAGAGUCUCCUUCCUCUCCCAUUGAAUUGCUGUUAGUGUGAUGAGACUUGAAAUGGGCAUUUAUGAUAGUAUGGCUCCAAAAAAAUACAGAAAAUGAAAAAUGUUUUUUAAAAAUGUGUGGGGAGGGAGAAAAUCUUAUAUAUAGAUGGGUUAUCAGUGGGUAUGUGAGCAAUGGCUGUGGAUAUGAUCAUGUAGUUUUAAACAUUGUUAUUACCUUUUAAAUUCAUUUAGCCAAUAAAAAUGAAUAAAACCAAGUGAAAAGAUAAA
Molecule: messenger RNA, 8888 nt
Organism: Salvelinus fontinalis (brook trout)
Lineage: Eukaryota; Metazoa; Chordata; Actinopteri; Salmoniformes; Salmonidae
Product: nuclear protein AMMECR1-like
Exons: 6
Coding region: 1377-2351 (324 amino acids)
Source: RefSeq, a predicted model, not a curated record